AUGGUCCUUGAACCAGAGCUCCCAAACUCUCUGGCAGAUAGGAUGGCCGAUGCUGUCUUUCAAGUUUAUGAGAGAGAUAAGAUCCUGGCCCAAAACAAAGCAGCCAAACCUGUCACCCGCACCAGUGGAGUCGAAGAAUGGACAGUUCUGGCUAGCAUUCUAAUGAUACACGAUAACAAAGUCAAACCGCUCACGUUGACUACUGGUGUGAAAUGUAUGCCUGAUGAAACUUUGAAAAACAGCCGGGGAAGAAUUGUCCAUGAUAUGCAUGCUGAAAUAUUAAGCAUUAGAGCUUUUCAAAGGUUUAUCAUCCAAGACAUGGAUUUUCUGAGAGUGUUAGAAAAGACACAAGAGGGACUCAAAGUGAAAGAUGGCAUAGAAUUUGCGUUGUAUAUUAGUGAGCUGCCUUGUGGAGAUGCCUCAAUCAAAGACGCGGAGAGGUGGGAGUAUGGUUUUGGGAUAGUUGAUGGAAAAAGCAAAAGAGUAAGAUUGAGUGAAUCUGUAUUGCUUAGAGGAAGAAGUGAUGUCGGCGAUCUUGGAAAAGUCAGAACAAAACCUGGUAGGGGUGAUUCGUUUGUUAGUUUGAGCAAAUCUUGCUCAGACAAACUGGUAAAGAUACAGAAAGUUGGACUUUUCAACGGUGUGGUUAGCCAAUUUGUUUCUCAGAAACACCUGAAAUAUUUAGUUCUCCCUCAUGUCCCUGGCUCCUCCGAAAGUAUAAAUAGAUGCUUCACCCGUUUGAAAGGAGAAAGAAUGACGAUUUUGACAACAUCAAGAGACUUUGUACAUCGCAGAAAGGAUGGAAAACUUCCAUGUAAUAUUAGCAUGAUAUACCUCGUGGACCAGCAAUUAGAACUACUCUGUAAAGGGAUCAAGAACGGUACAAAAGGCGUUUCAGAUAAGAACAGCAGUAUGGUGAGUAGAUACAACCUGACCAAAGCAAUUGAAAAGCAUUUGAAUCGUGAAAAGCUAGAACUUGCAACUAAGAGCUAUUACCAACUAAAGAAAAACGGAAACCGAUACGAGCAAGUGGAAAAGUCUAAAGCAGAACUAGGCAAUUGGGUCCCUACAUACAGAGAUGACUUUUCUCUUUAA
Komagataella phaffii GS115 is the source of this 1095-nucleotide messenger RNA. Its product is annotated as tRNA-specific adenosine deaminase, deaminates adenosine-37 to inosine in tRNA-Ala. NCBI's taxonomy places the organism in Eukaryota, Fungi, Ascomycota, Pichiomycetes, Pichiales, Pichiaceae. The transcript has a single exon. Gene Ontology annotation, biological process: tRNA wobble adenosine to inosine editing. The coding region runs from base 1 to 1095 and encodes 364 amino acids. Gene Ontology annotation, molecular function: RNA binding; tRNA-specific adenosine-37 deaminase activity. The record is from RefSeq and is a predicted model, not a curated record.